AUGGCAAGGUGGUGCAUUGUGGUGGUUCUUGCUCUAGUUGUAGCUCACACAACAGCUAGAAAUGUGCCUAUGCCAAAUGACGCUGGUUUCAAAGACCAAAAGAACUUUAUUGGUGGAGCUGGUGGCUUCUCAGGCGUUGGCGACAGUGGGCUCCCAUUUGCUGGAGCAGGGGCAGGAGUUGGCGGCAGUCUUCCUGGCGGACUUGGUGGCGGCGCUGGAGGGAUAGGUGGAGUUGCUGGCCUUGGAGGACUUGGUGGUGGUAGUGGUGGAAUCGGUGGCUUAGGUGGUAGUGGUGGCUUACCCGGUUUUGGUGGCUUAGGCGGCGCUGGCGGUUUGGGUGGUGUCGGUGGACUGGGAGGGACAAGUGGCUUGGGUGGACUUGGUGGAUUAGGUGGCGCGGCUGGUGGUGUUUUGGGCGGUGCUGGUGCAGGUGUUGGUGGGGGAGUCGGUGGUGGUGUUGGUGGUGGAAGUGGUGUUCUUCCUUACCCUUGA
Messenger RNA from Malus domestica (apple), 492 nucleotides. RefSeq names its product glycine-rich protein 23-like. Lineage: Eukaryota; Viridiplantae; Streptophyta; Magnoliopsida; Rosales; Rosaceae. The record is from RefSeq and is a predicted model, not a curated record.